Cajanus cajan (pigeon pea) is the source of this 468-nucleotide messenger RNA. RefSeq lists its product as uncharacterized. Lineage: Eukaryota; Viridiplantae; Streptophyta; Magnoliopsida; Fabales; Fabaceae. Gene Ontology annotation, molecular function: RNA-DNA hybrid ribonuclease activity; nucleic acid binding. The record is from RefSeq and is a predicted model, not a curated record.
AUGAAUCCCAUCAAAUAUCUAUUCGAGAAACCUAUACUCACUAGAAAGGUUACCAGAUGGCAAGUGUUAUUAUCCGAAUAUGUCAUCAUUUACAUCACUCAAAAGGAAAUCAAAGGCAGGGCCUUUACAAAUUACCUAACACAUGGGCUAACAAACGAAUAUCAUUCGUUGCAAGACAAGUUCCUUGAUGAAGAAGUCCUAGCCUUGGUCAAUGAAAAUGAUGGACAAGCUGAUGGCGCAACCUGGACCAUGUUCUUUGACAAUGCCUCAAAUUUGAUGGGACAUGGGAUAGACGCCAUUCUAAUGUCAUCCCGAGGAAAGCACAUUCUAGUGACAACAAGACUGGACUUUGAUUGCACAAACAAUAUGACUGAAUGUGAAGCUUUCAUAUUAGGUCUUCAGGUCACUCUUGACAAUGUUAUCACAAAACUAGAAGUCUAUGACGAUUCUACCUUGGUAUUAUACUAG